CACAGAGAGAGAGAGAGAGAGAGAGUUUUGAAACAGACGAAGACAGUGGGAGAGAGAGAGAGAGAGAGAGAGUAGGGUAGGGUCCGGUGGAGUGGAGAGUAAAGGAGUUAAAAGUAAGUAGGAGACGAGGAGUGACCGCACCAUGGAAGCUCAGUCGCAGCAGCAGCAACAGCAAAUCGGAGUGAAGAAGAAGGAGACACGAGGCCGAAAGCCUAAACCAAAGGACGACAAGAAAGACGAACAGCAAGCCAAGAUGAAGAAGGCCCAGCAACAGCCCUCUGUCGACGACAAGUACAGCCAGUGGAAAUCCCUCGUCCCUGUUCUCUAUGACUGGCUUGCUAACCAUAACCUCGUCUGGCCCUCUCUCUCUUGCCGAUGGGGUCCCCAGCUUGAGCAAGCAACUUACAAGAAUCGUCAGCGUCUUUACCUUUCUGAACAGACUGAUGGUAGUGUUCCAAAUACUCUGGUGAUCGCAAAUUGUGAAGUUGUCAAACCUAGGGUUGCAGCCGCUGAGCACAUAUCACAGUUCAACGAAGAGGCACGCUCACCAUUUGUCAAAAAGUACAAAACCAUCAUACAUCCAGGAGAGGUGAACAGAAUUAGGGAACUUCCACAGAACACCAAGAUAGUAGCCACACAUACUGACAGUCCCGAUGUUCUCAUUUGGGAUGUUGAAGCUCAACCCAAUCGCCAUGCUGUAUUUGGGGCUACAAACUCUCGUCCUGAUUUGAUUUUGACUGGACAUCAAGACAAUGCAGAAUUUGCUCUUGCAAUGUGCCCGACUGAGCCCUAUGUACUCUCUGGAGGGAAGGACAAGUCAGUGGUUUUGUGGAGUAUUCAGGACCAUAUAUCGGCAGCCGCCGCGGACCCGGGAGCAACCAAAUCACCAGGAUCUGGUGGAUCAAUUAUUAAACAGAACUCUAAGCCCGGAGAAGGUAAUGAUAAAACUGCUGAUAGCCCUUCUGUUGCACCAAGAGGAAUUUACCAUGGGCAUGAGGACACUGUUGAAGAUGUGACAUUUUGCCCAUCUAGUGCGCAGGAGUUCUGUAGUGUUGGGGAUGAUUCCUGCCUCAUAUUAUGGGAUGCACGAGUUGGCACCAGCCCUGUUGUUAAGGUUGAAAAAGCACAUAAUGCUGAUCUACACUGUGUUGAUUGGAAUCCUCAUGAUGAUAAUCUUAUUCUAACUGGGUCAGCAGAUAAUUCUGUUCGCAUGUUUGAUCGUCGUAAUCUGACUUCCGAUGGAGUCGGGGCACCUAUUCAUAAAUUUGAGGGUCACAAAGCUGCUGUUCUUUGUGUUCAGUGGUCUCCAGACAAAUCAUCUGUCUUUGGAAGUUCUGCAGAAGAUGGUCUCUUGAACAUUUGGGAUUAUGACAAGGUUGGUAAAAAGGUAGAGCGAGCAGGAAGAAACACAAGUUCUCCUCCAGGCUUGUUUUUCCAGCAUGCUGGGCACAGGGACAAGGUUGUUGAUUUCCAUUGGAAUGCAUCUGACCCUUGGACCGUAGUUAGUGUAUCUGAUGACUGUGAUACUACUGGUGGAGGAGGGACAUUGCAGAUAUGGCGCAUGAGUGAUUUGAUAUACAGACCAGAAGAUGAGGUUUUGGCAGAGCUCGAGAAGUUCAAGUCGCAUGUUGUUGCAUGUGCUUCAAAGGCUUGAAGGUGUUGGAGCUGCUUGAGGAAAAUUCUGUGAACGAUCUGUACUAAUAUUUUUGUACUUGAAUUUAGGUAUUAUGUAGGGUAAUAUUUAUGAAAUGACUAGUAUAAGGGCAAAAUUGGAAAUUAAAUCUAAAGAACUAUAUUUUGAGCCACCUUUUGGGUGGCGUACCUGAAUUGCUUUGGUUAUUUUAAAAGCGUGUAGUACUCACGAUUUGAAUAUCUUGAUAACGGUAAGGUUUAAUUGGAUUUUUCUGCUUCUAUUAAUAGAUGAUUGUAUGGGUGGUUAAAUUA
Ziziphus jujuba (common jujube) is the source of this 1944-nucleotide messenger RNA. RefSeq names its product WD-40 repeat-containing protein MSI4. The record is from RefSeq and is a predicted model, not a curated record. Gene Ontology annotation, molecular function: histone binding. Gene Ontology annotation, cellular component: nucleus. The transcript is spliced from 15 exons. Gene Ontology annotation, biological process: regulation of gene expression. NCBI's taxonomy places the organism in Eukaryota, Viridiplantae, Streptophyta, Magnoliopsida, Rosales, Rhamnaceae. The coding region runs from base 143 to 1654 and encodes 503 amino acids.